AUGUCGUCGCCAUACAUUCACGAGGCUGUCGCGCACCGCAGCAAACGCGUGCGCUUCUCCAACGAACCCGAAUCUUCGCCGCCUUCGAUGUCCUCCGACUCGGCCCUUGCGUCGACCAACGCCGCAGAGGACUCUACGACCAACGCAAGCGACUUGGGUACCUCAGACAGCGACAGCGAGCUGUCCGAAUCGAGCGAAGAACCCAGCAGCGACGAGACUUCAAGCGACGAAGAAGAGGACGACGACGGCGAGGACACAGAGAUGGAGCUUGAUGAGCCAAAAUCACAAGACGGCAUUGUAAAUCUACGCGCGAACAGGGGGAAGAAGCCCAUCAUGAAGCUGGGCGAUGAAGACCUUGGACCCGACAUUCGUGGUUUCCUCAAAGACUUUUUACCGCAGUUGAAGGCUGCAAAUGAAGAGUUGGAGGCGCAGAAGAAGGCUGGAACACUGAAGAGUUUAGACUCUGUCGAGGCGCAUGAGGAGGGUGAGCCAUACAUUGAGAUGGACCUUGGAUUAGGCGUGCUCGAGGAGAAAGACCCGAAUGCGAACAGCGACGACGACAGCGCGAGCGAUGCCGAAGAUGGCGACAAGGAGAAGGAUGUGCUGGGUAGAUUAAUGGGACGUGAGAAGAAAGAUCCAGCGGGUAUUGAGGUGGUGCAGAACACGACCGGGUCAUAA
This is a messenger RNA of Alternaria arborescens, 678 nucleotides long. RefSeq lists its product as hypothetical. The record is from RefSeq and is a predicted model, not a curated record. Gene Ontology annotation, biological process: box C/D snoRNP assembly. Lineage: Eukaryota; Fungi; Ascomycota; Dothideomycetes; Pleosporales; Pleosporaceae. Bases 1 to 678 code for a protein of 225 amino acids. The transcript is spliced from 2 exons.